AUGUCAGAGAAUAACAAAAAGUCAGUAAUUAUUGUGAAAUAGAACUAAAAAGAAGAAGAGGAAGAUGAAUCUGAAUCAGAAUCUGAGUCAUCUCAUUGUUUCGUGAAUUUUGUGAAUUCUUAUUCAAGGUUCAUUAAUGAAUAAAGUGACACUUGUUUGGAGAUGGGCUCAGUCCUUAAUGAAUUAAAUGAAUAAUUAUCAAGCUCAAAGCCUCCUUAAGGAACAGUAGAAGAGUUAUAAUAGAUCUUAGAAAUAACUCCUUAAUAGAUCAAUGAACUUGCUCAACAACUCAAACAACUUCCCGAUUCUAAAAUAUAUUAGUGUAUCUAAAAUAUUGAGAAGUAUGUAUAUUUUAGUAAUAAAAUAGAUUAAAUUUGAAACUACAAUUAGAUUUGAAUGUUGAAAUGGAGAAAGCCAAAGCAAAUGGAUUGAUCUGA
Molecule: messenger RNA, 437 nt
Organism: Paramecium primaurelia
Lineage: Eukaryota; Ciliophora; Oligohymenophorea; Peniculida; Parameciidae
Source: the annotation of a GenBank genome assembly